CAUUGAUGGAAACCCAGGAAGGUCAUGGCGCCAUUGACUGUCAUAAAACCCCAGCCAGAGGCUGUUGAGUUUCGUUUUGCACGAGAUGGUUCUCUGACUGCAUGGGUGCGGCUUCAGAAUGCGUGGGAAGGGCAGGUGGCCUACAAGAUGAAAACAACAUCGCCAAAGGAGUACACCAUCAAGCCUGCGUCUGGUUCAAUCCGAAUGGGAGAGUUCCAUGAUGUGCAAAUUGUGCAAAAACCACCUGAAGAAGGAGGGGGAAGCCCUGGCAGUAGCAAGAAAGUCAAGUUCAUGGGUCAGGCUGCGCCAGUGACGACACAGGCUCAGAAGCUUUUGCUCUAUGCAGCUGACAAAGGUAAGGCAGCUGGAAGGACGAAAUUCUGGGAUAGCAUUCCAAAGGAGGAGCUACAAGAGCAGCAGCUUCCAGUCAAGCUGCAGACCGAGGAAGUGGAGGAGUUUCAAGAUGCAGUUGAGGCCCCGGUCGAAUCACACGAGCCAUCAUCAGAUGCAACCCGCAGCGAGCUUUGGAAAGCCCGAAAGGCGAGGUCGCAGGAGCUCAAGAAUGCAAAGUCCAGUGAGGAGUUGGAAGAAGGAGGGCCGCCUGGAGGUGCUGGAGCUGGCAGAGGGAAUGCAGAACCAACAUUCGAGGAACCAUCUGCGAAGAGUCGGAAGGGCAAUGGACGUGGAGAAGAUGCAGAUGCAGAGAAGUCGGCGGAGAAGACUGCAGCCCGCCACAAAGCCCAGGGCUACGGGGCGGCAGGCAAGCUGACCGACCAGGACUUUGACGACAUUAUUGGGAGAAUGACCAAAUUGGGACCAGACGGAAAACCAGUUGUCCAGGUCAGCAGACCAGCUCCUCAACCUGCCCCUGAAGGUGCAGAGCAGUCACCAUCACUGCGGCCAUCUCCAGCGCCAGACGUAGAGCGCAAGCCCUUGCAGCUCACGACAGCCAGCAAAUCGCAGCAAAAGCACGAUGUCGUCUUGCAAGGCCAUUCCAGGCCAGUGACGUACCUCACCUUCGAUGAUUCAGGCAAAGUGCUGUACACGUGUGGCAAGGACAAGCUUGUCAUUGCUUGGAGUGUGCCAGACGGAGAGUGUUUGCGCAAAUACGAGGGGCACAGGGGUGCUGUAUGGGCAUGCUCUGUCUUAAACAACGAUGAUGGGAGUCUACUUCUGACCUGUGGAGCUGACAACUAUGUUCUCCUUUGGCAGGCAGAGUCUGCAGAGAUUCUAUGUCAGGUUGAGCUACCUGGCGUCGUUCGGUGUGUGGAGUGGUGCUCCCAUUCACUUAGCCUCCGCUUUGCUUGCUGCUGCAAUGGCUUCAAGGCAAAGCCAGCGGCAAUCGAAGUUUGUGAAUUCAUCAACAUCCAGGGUGCCAUGACUUCCAGAUGCUGUGCCUCCAUUGCAGUUCCAAAGCUGCCAUCUGCAGCCACCCAAGUUGCUUGGGCUGGUCCCUAUAGAGAAUGGCUGUGCUCUGUCCAUGAAGCCGGCCUGGUGGUUUUCUGGGAUGCAGUUACUGGGUCGGAGGUGGCACGAUUACCUGCCCACGAGGAUGCCGUUUCCAAGAUUGCCAUCCCACAUUCUGAUGGCAGACUGCUGGCAUCAUGCGGGAGACAAGACAUGGAGGUGCGGCUUUGGUGUUUGGCAAGGCCUGAGAGUGAUGAUGAGGAGAGUGACUUUGAUGACAUGGGAGGUGGUAAACCGACACCGGAGCUGAUGCGGAACUUUACAUGUGACCGCCCACUCAAUUGCGUCGCAAUUAGGCCAUCGCUUACUUUCCAGCAAGCAGCUGCAGAGGAGCAGGAUGCCGAGGGCAGCUGCAUGCUGCUAGCAGGUGGUGGCCAGGAUGCCAGAGAUGUGGCCCUGGUUGAGGCAGGAACUGAUGUUGAUCAGUUUGAGCCGAUACCACUGAGAUUUGCCCGCACUUCUACUGCAGAUUCUGUGGUUCCCCUUGGUUUGGAGCAUUAUCCUGCUGAAGGAGCGUGGGACCCCAAGAGCCGAAAGGGAGGCCAUUUUGGGCCUUUGCAUGCUUUGGCUUUCAGUCCAGAUGCAAAGCUGUGUGCCAGUGGCUCUGAGGAUGGAAAUGUUAGGUUGCGAGAGCUGCUCUGAUGUCCCUGCGGGGUGCAAAAUCGUUUAGC
Cladocopium goreaui is the source of this 2138-nucleotide messenger RNA. NCBI's taxonomy places the organism in Eukaryota, Dinophyceae, Suessiales, Symbiodiniaceae. The record is from the annotation of a GenBank genome assembly.